GUUGACUCCAAGGUGAUCCGGGUGAGGCGGUGAGAAGACGAACAUCCAACGGGGUGUCAAAUACAGAGAACAUCUAAUUCUGACGGGAUACAACUCGCUUGCGAGAGAAAAAACAACGGAGCACGGCACAUCUCAACAGUCUUCAUGAGUGGUUAUCGAAGUUUUCAUCGGGAAAGUCUCGGAUCCUUUCCCAUUUGGCAAGUUGCUAGCAGUCCUGUACUCAGAACAGGAAGCAGCAACUUGGCUGCGAGCCAAGCUGGAACAGCGUGGAGAGUGUGGGUCGCGUGCGGAGAUGGCGUUGUGAGAGGCUACCUGGUAGUGGAGAAAACACUGGAAACACAGAAGGACGCCCUGGAUGCGGCAAAUUGCAAGUGCGUCCUGACGCAUGUAUUGCUCGGGUCGUCACAGGAACAUCCAGGCACGAGCACUGACAGCGAGGAAGGGGUACAGAAAAUGACCGCCAUUGGAUGUUCCCAGGUUCAAGUUGCGCGAAAUUAUGUAGGCGAAGAUGAUGCGGCCGGAGAUCUGAUUGUGGUUUCCUCGGAUUUAUCUGGCAAAAUCAGAAUAUGGGUGUUGCCGGAAGACAUGGACAACGGCUUAUCACAGAUAGAAGAUGGGAGCAGCGAUGGUGCCGAGGUGAGCCCCGAGGUCUCGCAAGAAUUUUGGGUCGAAAAUGCUACCGGUACCUGCAUAAAGAUCAUGCCGCCGAACGUUUCUGGUGUUGGUGACAUCCUCCUCGCAGUCCCUUGUUUGGACGGGACGGUGGCUCUCGUAGCCACAGGUCUGACAACGCCCAAAUCCCAGAGUGAUUCUACCACAGCCGGGGUGGUUGUGGAUCGCUGGUCCAAGGCAGCCACUUCGAUUGCUCUGAGCGGAGCUUGGCAUCCCCUAAAAAAAUCCUUUGUGGUCGGACGACAGGACGGUCUAAUAGAGAUAUUCGGAGAACGUUCCCAUCGGUUGAUUCAACACGAGGCACCCGUUCGCGGUGUAGCAUAUACCCCCGAUGGGAAUUUGAUGAUCACGUCUAGCGACGAUGGUAUGAUUUGCAUGUGGGAUACUUCAAGGUCUAGUCCGGUUCUUGUGCAGCACGUUGUACAAGCCCAUGCCACGUGGGUGCUUGGCUUGGCGUCUCUUUCUGACUCUCGACGAUUCAUAUCCUGUGGCGCGGAUCGGCAGAUACAUGUUUGGAGCGCAGGGCAAAUGGAUCAAGCCCAGCAUAGCUUUACGAGCGACGACGUUGUUUGGACCAUCGAUUCGCUGACGACAGCUGGUAAAAACACAGCAAGUUUUUCGCAGACACAGUCACGGCUGAUUUCUGGAAGUGAGAAGGGUGGAUUGCACAUUUAUACACUCGAGUCUUGAAGUUAUGAGUCAAGAAGCUGUGCUCCAAAUUAUUGAUUUGUAGCUUUCGCCAAGGUACAAAAUUAUACCUAAAAUAAGAUACUUAGUGAGUA
Molecule: messenger RNA, 1454 nt
Organism: Pseudo-nitzschia multistriata
Lineage: Eukaryota; Bacillariophyta; Bacillariophyceae; Bacillariales; Bacillariaceae
Source: the annotation of a GenBank genome assembly